Thalassophryne amazonica is the source of this 1323-nucleotide messenger RNA. RefSeq names its product ribosomal protein L3 (gene rpl3). Gene Ontology annotation, biological process: ribosomal large subunit assembly; translation. Gene Ontology annotation, cellular component: cytosolic large ribosomal subunit; ribosome. Lineage: Eukaryota; Metazoa; Chordata; Actinopteri; Batrachoidiformes; Batrachoididae. Bases 27 to 1238 code for a protein of 403 amino acids. The transcript is spliced from 10 exons. The record is from RefSeq and is a predicted model, not a curated record. Gene Ontology annotation, molecular function: RNA binding; structural constituent of ribosome.
UCUCUUUGAUCCGGAUCGGAGACAAGAUGUCUCACCGCAAGUUUUCAGCUCCACGCCAUGGUUCCCUGGGGUUCUUGCCUCGCAAAAGGUGCCGGCGCCAUCGUGGGAAGGUCAAGAGCUUCCCCAAAGAUGACCCCAGCAAACCUGUUCAUCUGACAGCCUUCCUGGGCUACAAGGCUGGCAUGACUCAUAUUGUUCGUGAAGUUGACCGACCAGGCUCAAAGGUGAACAAGAAAGAAGUGGUUGAAGCUGUGACCGUUGUGGAGACACCGCCCAUGAUGGUGGUUGGAGUGGUGGGUUACGUCAGCACCCCCAGUGGACUCCGUUCCUUCAAGACCAUUUUUGCUGAGCAUAUCAGCGACGAGUGCAAGCGCCGAUUCUACAGGAACUGGCACAAGUCUAAGAAGAAGGCUUUCACCAAAUACUGCAAGAAAUGGCAGGAUGAUGAUGGAAAGAAGCAGCUGGAGAAGGACUUUGCAGCCAUGAAGAAGUACUGUGAGGUCAUUCGUGUCAUCGCUCACACACAGAUGCGCCUGCUCCCCCUGAGGCAGAAGAAGGCUCACCUCAUGGAGGUACAACUUAAUGGUGGGACCAUUGCUGACAAAGUGGACUGGGCCCGUGAGAAGCUGGAGCAGGCUGUACCUGUCAACACAGUGUUCACUCAGGAUGAGAUGAUUGAUGUCAUUGGUGUCACCAAGGGUCAUGGAUACAAGGGUGUCACCAGCCGUUGGCACACAAAGAAGCUUCCUCGUAAAACUCACAGAGGUUUGCGCAAAGUGGCCUGUAUUGGCGCUUGGCAUCCUGCUCGUGUGGCGUUCUCCGUGGCCCGUGCUGGUCAGAAGGGUUACCAUCAUCGAACGGAGAUCAACAAGAAGAUCUACAAGAUUGGCCAGGGCUUCCACACCAAGGACGGGAAGCUGGUGAAGAACAACGCUUCCACGGACUAUGAUAUUUCCAACAAGAGCAUCAACCCCCUGGGUGGAUUUGUGCACUAUGGAGAGGUGACCAGUGACUUUGUCAUGGUCAAGGGUUGUGUGGUAGGGACCAAGAAGAGGGUGCUGACUCUGCGGAAGUCUCUGUUGGUGCAGACUAGUCGCCGUGCUUUGGAGAAGAUUGACCUCAAAUUCAUUGAUACCACAUCCAAGUUUGGUCAUGGCCGUUUUCAGACUGUGGAAGAAAAGAAGGCUUUCAUGGGACCACUCAAGAAGGACCGCAUUGCCAAGGAAGAGACUGCCUAAAGUCCAUGUUCACAAAUUCAAUUUGUGCUGCUGCAGAACUGUUGCUGCUGUACUGCAGUUCCUAAAUAAAAUGUAAAAAAAUCAA